Molecule: messenger RNA, 3667 nt
Organism: Varanus komodoensis (Komodo dragon)
Lineage: Eukaryota; Metazoa; Chordata; Lepidosauria; Squamata; Varanidae
Gene: TNFAIP8L1
Product: TNF alpha induced protein 8 like 1
Exons: 5
Coding region: 175-882 (235 amino acids)
Biological process (GO): regulation of apoptotic process; negative regulation of TOR signaling
Cellular component (GO): cytoplasm
Source: RefSeq, a predicted model, not a curated record
CAGGGCUGCCCCCAGCUCCGUCCCGCGCAUGCCUAUUCAAGAGUGAGCGCGGAAAGCUGCGUGUGGGAUUCCGGUUUGGCGGCCUGAGCUCACCUUUCCCAGGGCAGAAAAACCGUGUGCGUUAGGCGGGGCGCUCGCAUGUGCCAGUUUUUACUGUGAGUUUCAAAAUCCAUAAUGGAACCUAAGAAGGAAAAAACUCUCAAAAGGCACCUGGAAUCCAUUUACGUUGACCUUGCAUUAAGUUCCAAAAGACUGCAACUCUUCUCCUUCAACCUCUGCACUGACUUCAACCCCCACCAUCAAUCCAGUGCUCCAGGGAAGAUGGACCCCUUUAGCACCAAGAAUCUGGCUCUUCAAGCUCAAAAGAAGCUCCUGAGCAAGAUGGCCUCAAAGAACAUGGCGAGUAUGUUCAUCGACGACACCAGCAGCGAGAUCCUGGACGAAUUGUAUCGGGUCACCAAGGAGUUCACCCAUAACCGCAAGGAAGCCCAGAAGAUAAUCAAGAACUUGAUAAAGAUUGUCAUGAAGCUGGGCUUCCUCCACCGCAACAGGCAGCUCAGUGCAGAGGAGCUGCUGCUGAUGAAGCACUUUCGAAAGAAGGUCCACACCUUGGCUAUGACAGCCGUUAGCUUCUACCAGAUUGACUUCACGUUUGACUGCCAGGUCAUGUCCAACAUGCUGCAGGAGUGUCGUGAGCUGCUGCACAGUGUGGUCAACACACACCUGACGGCCAAGUCCCAUUCCCGAAUCAACCACGUCUUCAACCACUUUGCGGACUACGAGUUCCUCUCUGCGCUGUAUGGGUCCUCAGAGCCUUACCGCUCUCACCUGCAGAGAAUCUGCAACGGGCUCAGCCAGAUGCUGGAGGAAGGCAACAUCUGAUGAGCUCCAGGCCUGUCCACCUUCGUACGCUUUCAGACCUUAGCCAAGGGAACGCUGGGGAACGGCCGUUGCUUGGCUGGUUGGGUGUCUGUUGGGGCCCUUCUGUCUUUGUACAGUGCUAAGUCACUUGCAAUUCCCUUUUGGUUUGGGUCGUGUUUCCAAACUAGGGUUGUGCUGUUUGAAUUAGUAUUCCUGGUUUAGCUUGGUGGCCACUUGGGUUUAUUCCACUCGCCCCUCUUCCUUGAGCUUCCCAAAAUGAGCUGGUUCCUGCAAAGACUUUCCUUUCCCACCAGAUAGAAGGUAGCUGUCCCAGGCAAACUGAAAGCAACUGUGGAUUUAAAUCCGGCAUUCUCUAGAAGAGAAGAUGGACUUCACCCGAUCGAUCAGACAACAGAUAUACUUACUCUUUCUGGUAUUGGUAUUUCGACUGUGGCGGAGCAGCUUCAUCAUGCUCUGAAUUUAGAGUUCAUAUCAGGGUCAGAAAGGAUUGCUAAGAACUUUUUUCUCUAUCAGCCUUGUUUGGUCUCAAACCAAAGAACCUUUUCAUCUGGCAUCCUGAUUACACUUUCAAGAGACCUUUGCAAAGCUUCUGGCAUGGCAAGCAGGGGAUGCCCACUUCCGGUUGCUCAGCCUCUCAGACCACAAGAGAUUUGGUGGUAGACUCUCUGAGUCCAUGGAGGCUCUAUCGAUUUGCACAAAUGCAUUUGUGCAAACUUACACUUCCCAAAAUAUGCAGCUCCUAUCCGAAGAUGCAAAUCUCCCUAGAAUGCAUAUUUUCACUAAAAAUUGAAAAUGGACAUUUCUGUAUUUGGGGAGUAUACUUUUCUACCACUAAAAAUGCACAAAAUUAAGGAAAAAAUUGAAAAGUCUGCAGAUUCAUGGAAUCGCAGUUUGCCAGAAUAUCUCUGGGUUGCAUUCCUAGAAAUUCUUCCAUUCCACCAGCAGUCAAUCCAGCUUAAAUCUGAAUCCAUCCCACAGUCUGUAUUACCUUGGCCAAAACUUUUCAGGGUUUGAAUUCCACCCCUGGGCAGGACAUGAAACCAAAGCAGGCAGAGCUGCAAUUGUGUCUUUUGUUUACUCUGGAUGCAAUGACACACGCCCAGAACCCUGUUCAGCAAAGUUUUCCCCAUGUUCAGCAAAGUUUUCCCCAUCUGUGUUUACUCUGGGGACAAAAUGGGAUGAGAUAAUAUCACAAGCCCACAGCAAAGUCUGUAAAGUGCACAGCAGGCAAAGUGUGUGUGUAGGUACAGUCAAGAGGAAGUCUGGUUUGGGAAGCCUGCACUUGGUGCCCACAACAAACCACAAAGUGCGUACAACACACCAUUCUACUGCAGUCCUCAUUCAUGUGCACGCAACCUCAUUCAAACAACUACAAUUUAUGGCAGGCAAAGGGUUGGACACGCAGACUUGCUUAGAUCCAUCCCGUCUCUGUUUGCAGAUCUACAUGCACCCUUCACUCCAUCAGUCGCUCUGUGAUGGAAUCGGAUUUUGCACAAAUGCGUUCAUACACACUCUUAAAAGUGUGCAGAUCCCCCAUACUAAACUAAUCCUCAAACAAUGUGCAUUUUCAUGUUUUAGACUAUGGGGUAAAUGCACAAUUUUGGUUAGUUUUUCCCCUGCAACUAAAUUUGUGCAAAAUUAUGAUAGCAGGGAAAAAAGAGUGGUCUGCAGACCUGUGGAAUCUGCAUAGUUCAGGAAAAGCUGAGGAAUCUGUGGACUGCAUUUAUAGAAAUCCAACUCAUUUGAGAUUAUAUAUCCCUCGGGGCAAGAAGGUGGCUUUGUUCCAACCUUAACUGGAUUCUUACUGGGAAAAGGAAGUGCCAGAACUGUGGGCAAAACUCAUCCACUGGGCCAAGCCGUGCUUGGCUCAACUCACAUAAUGAAGAUUCCUAGUAGUAAAACUGAUGUCUUUGAUUCCAGACCGGUGGGGAGUGGGGGGCAACAUCUGUGUAGGAAAUGUGACAACAUCUGUGUCCUGCCCCUGCACAACUUGCUGUUCCCUAAUCAGCACACAGGACUAGGUCCUGUAACGAAAUGUUGCAGCGCAAAGCGCUCUUGUUCGCUGUUUCUGCCGGUCAACCUAUUUUCCUCCACAGUUCUCCAUUCCGAUUUUUGUCCACCUGUUAGCAUUUCAUGACUGCUGAGUAUGUGCAGCAGUCUCUGGAUUGCUUUUGGGGAACACCCCGCAACCACUCAAGGAUCUCUUUCUAAAACAAAUACCCUUCUGCAAAGCUCAUGAUGAGCAACCCUGCUGAGCGGUUCUGUUUUUGGCUGGGUGGUGCUGUUUUGGCAGUGUAAGCAUCAGUUUUCAUGCCAGAGCAUCAGAAAAAGAGAAUUAAUUCUGCAACUGUCUCUGGAAACAAGGGCUGGAAAAAUCAAAUAGGACCAAUAGCAGUGCUUUGAUGUGAAAAGGGGGAAGUUCCUGGAAGCAAAGCCAUUACUUUCUGUCUGUCUCCAAGAAAACCCUUUCUUUUUGAAACUGACUUUGACAAGUGUCUUUUUUGAAAGCUCCAAGUAGCUAGUCCUCAGGGCUGCAAAGAUGAACUUCAGAUAACAUGAGCAUAAUGUUAAGGGAUGGCGUGCAGGAGCUUUGGCUCAACAGACUGUCAUCCUUCAUUUUGAGAUGCGCAAUGAUGCAAAAGGGCCACAACACUUCCAGUGCUGACUGUAGCUUGUAGUUAGAACAAGUGGCUUGGCUAUUUUUUAAAAUACCUACAUAAAAUUAGUUGAGGGGGCAAGGGAAAGCCAUAUUUGCAGAUAUGAAAUAAAGCUAUUUUUAAAACUG